Messenger RNA from Auanema sp. JU1783, 489 nucleotides. NCBI's taxonomy places the organism in Eukaryota, Metazoa, Nematoda, Chromadorea, Rhabditida, Rhabditidae. The record is from the annotation of a GenBank genome assembly.
AUGGGUGAUUACGAACCCAUCAUAUUACCACUCGAUUUAGAGGACGAUCCAGCUCCCAAUCCAAAACCAAUUCGCGGACCAAUCAGACCUCCAACUCUUCCAAAAGACAAAGACUACAAAGAUUACAAAGUGCGCAAGCUUGACGAGAAGAAACACAGGGUGUUCAACUCAUGUAGCUCUCCUGGAUCAAGUCCCUACAAAAAACGGAAAUUUGAUGAGCCACGACCAAAACAAAACUCCAGAGACCAUAGAAGCAAACCCCACGGCAUCAGCUCACCUCACGGUGGGCGCAAGUAUUCUACGGGCCGAGCCGACACCAGAGUUCAUUACGAUUCUGAAUCAGAAUAUUCAGAACCUGGAGAAUCAUCGAAGUGGCUAACAACUUCUGCAGUUGCUUGCUUCUUGGUUUUCGUUGUAAUUGUUGGCAUAUUCGUCACAUUCUAUUUACAAUCUCUCAAAAUCAUCAAUAUUCUUCCAUUCAAUGUAUAA